Effrenium voratum is the source of this 1014-nucleotide messenger RNA. NCBI's taxonomy places the organism in Eukaryota, Dinophyceae, Suessiales, Symbiodiniaceae. The record is from the annotation of a GenBank genome assembly.
AUGGCCAGCCGGGAGAGUACUGCAGCGUGCGAUGCCGCAACGCACCUGAAGGUGUUCCUGAGCCAGAGCAAAGCUCAGAACCGGCAGAGGCUGCGAAGCAACAACAGCCGGGGCGCAUGGUGCAACAAGAGCUUCCCACAUGCCUUCGCCGUGGGUGUCAGCAGCCGACAUGGAAUGGCCAGCCGGGAGAGUACUGCAGCAUGCGAUGCCGCAACGCACCUGAAGGUGUUCCUGAGCCAGAGCAACGAUCAGAACCGGCAGAGGCUGCGAAGCAACAACAGCCGGGGCGCAUGGUGCCACAAGAGCUUCCCACAUGCCUUCGCCGUGGGUGUCAGCAGCCGACAUGGAAUGGCCAGCCGGGAGAGUACUGCAGCGUGCGAUGCCGCAACGCACCUGAAGGUGUUCCUGAGCCAGAGCAACGAUCAGAACCGGCAGAGGCUUUCCAGGCUGCGAAGCACCAACAGCCGGGGCGCAUGGUGCAACAAGAGCUUCCCACAUGCCUUCGCCGUGGGUGUCAGCAGCCGACAUGGAAUGGCCAGCCGGGAGAGUACUGCAGCAUGCGAUGCCGCAACGCACUUGAAGGUGUUCCUGAGCCAGAGCAAAGAUCAGAACCGGCAGAGGCUUUCCAGGCUGCGAAGCACCAACAGCCGGGGCGCAAUGUGCAACAAGAGCUUCCCACAUGCCUUCGCCGUGGGUGUCAGAAGCCGACAUGGAAUGGCCAGCCGGGAGAGUACUGCAGCAUGCGAUGCCGCAACGCACUUGAAGGUGUUCCUGAGCCAGAGCAACGAUCAGAACCGGCAGAGGCUUUCCAGGCUGCGAAGCACCAACAGCCGGGGCGCAUGGUGCAACAAGAGCUUCCCACAUGCCUUCGCCGUGGGUGUCAGCAGCCGACAUGGAAUGGCCAGCCGGGAGAGUACUGCAGCGUGCGAUGCCGCAACGCACCUGAAGUCGUUCCUGAGCCAGAGCAAGGAUCAGCGCCGGCAGAGGCACAGACAUCAAGCAGCGUGUGGCUGA